GCUUCUCCUUGAAGACACACCCCUGUGGGACUGGAACAUGGCCCGGACCCCCCGGUCCUCCGCUGCUCCCCUCCUGUAGCCUCUCCAAGCCUCAUUAUGUGACUCUCUGCUCGGCUGCGGACCUCCAGGACGAACCGACUCCUUCUCGCCAUGGCUUCCACCCCCUCCGCCUCGGCCCUGUCCGCCGUGCUCCGCUGCAGGGGGAACAUCUGGACCCGGAACCCGCCGACCAAGCGGCCUGCCUCGGCGGCGUGCAGCCUCGGACUGGCCGGCGGGACGCUGCGCGACUCCCCGGCGGAGCGCGGCGGAUCAUCCCGCGGGUCCGAGUGGAGGAUUCCCCGCCGAGGAGAGCGCCUGGUGUCGGCCGCAGGGCUCUCUGUCUGCUGCAGAUGGGAUAGUGGCGACAGUGAAGCUCCGGCAGAAGAAGUUUUUAAGAAAAAUCAUAAAUUAUCUUCUUCCAAACUUUCCCAAUCUUCGGCUUGUGGCGCCCCCAGCGGCCAAAAGGCGCCCCUGCAGCAGAGAGGAGACGUCUUCAAAAUAAUCCACAUCAAAAAUCCUGAAGCAUCACAGAAGUUAUGCUUGCAGGGCUUCAUUCAGCUUCCAGCCGGAGUCCUGAAGCUCUCCGUCUGCAUCAGCUCUGGGUUGAAGGUGCAAAACCCCGGUUCUUCCCUCACCUCCUGGGUGUCCUGGUUCAUUUUCUCAAAACAACAGAUGAAGAGCGUCAGCACUGACCCAACACAGGAAAACACACAGAAGCAGGAAAACAUGUGCAGUUCUGGCCGACAGACGACCUAUGACCCACCUGACUGAGCUCCGAGCAGCCAGACUCCAGCCCAGCAUUGAUCUGCUUACAUUUACUCACAGGUUGGACUUCAGCCUGCUGGCGCCGCCAGGACACGCGUCGCUUUAGCUCCCGCUGAACUCAGAGUCAGGAAACGGCAAACCGACGGAUGGAAAGCACAAUCUAGUAAAACGUCUGAUGAAAUUCAAA
Messenger RNA from Poecilia reticulata (guppy), 991 nucleotides. RefSeq lists its product as uncharacterized. NCBI's taxonomy places the organism in Eukaryota, Metazoa, Chordata, Actinopteri, Cyprinodontiformes, Poeciliidae. The record is from RefSeq and is a predicted model, not a curated record.